Molecule: messenger RNA, 1563 nt
Organism: Medioppia subpectinata
Lineage: Eukaryota; Metazoa; Arthropoda; Arachnida; Sarcoptiformes; Oppiidae
Source: the annotation of a GenBank genome assembly
GUUCGUGACGUGAGUUAACUCUUUGUAAGUUAAGACAAGAUGACAAACACGGAUAGUAUAGCCGCUGGCGUUGAGAAAAAGGUUUACGAUUUAAUGAUUCAAUGCAAAGGCUCUCGACGUCUGGUUCUGUUGAUUGUAGCGAUUGGUCUACUUCUGGACAACAUGUUACUCACGAGUGUCGUGCCGAUUAUACCGGCAUUUCUAUAUGAACUGCACCACCAAAAGGAUAUGGUUAUCUUGAAUGAGACAUUACGCACAUCGAGUCCAUCCCCAGCACAGUCUUAUAAUAGACAACUGGACGCACGUCUUCGGGAAACAGCAAAUCUGUUACCAUUUAUACCGUCAGCAAAAAGUAGGCAGCAGUCGACAAAUAGGGAUGAAAAAUGCAACAAAGAUGAAGAAGAGUUGUCGACAACGGCUGAACCGCUGACGACAGCAGAGCCUCCGACCACAACCCCUGCCUCACCAGAAGACGCUCUCAGACACGAAGAGUUAGUUAACGAGAACUUUGAGGUCGGCAUUAUGUUUGCAUCGAAGCCUAUAGUUCAGGCCAUAACCAACCCUUUUGUGGGUCCGCUCACCAACAAAAUAGGUUACAGUUGGCCACUAUUUUUUGGACUCAUUCUUCUAUUUUUUUCUACAAUGAUAUUUGCAAUCGGCUCAACCUUUCCAACCCUAUUCCUGGCGCGCUCUAUGCAAGGCAUCGGAUCUGCGUUCACAAGUGUGGCCGGAAUGGGAAUGUUAGCCGAAAUAUAUCCCGAUGACCGGGAAAGAGGCAAUAGUAUGGCAAUAGCUUUGGGAGGAUUGGCAUUAGGUGUACUAAUUGGCCCACCAUUUGGGGGCGUAAUGUAUGAGUUCGUCGGCUUGCAAUUACUUGUAUUGCAACCCAAAGUGUCCAAAGAGCAGGAGGAGGGUGCUUCAUUAAUCACCCUGAUCAAAGAUCCGUAUAUUCUGAUAGCUGCCGGUGCCAUCACUUUUGCCAACUUAGGCAUAGCAGUGCUCGAGCCAUCGUUGCCAUUGUUUAUGAUGGACACAAUGAAGUCGACCAAUUGGGAACAGGGGGCAGCGUUCCUGCCCGCGUCCAUCUCAUAUCUCAUCGGAACCAAUAUAUUUGGCCCUUUGGGUCAUCGUAUGGGACGAUGGUUGGCAUCAAUGGUGGGUUUAAUCAUACCAAUGAUAUCGAGUCUAAACCAAUUGAUUAUUCCCAACGGAAUGAUUGGCUUUGCAAUUGGAAUGGUGGACAGCUCUAUGAUGCCAAUGCUCGGUAGUGUGUAUGCAAUCGGAGACGUGGCGUUUUGUCUGGGCUUUGCCAUCGGACCCGCACUCUCCGGAACAUUAGUGCGAUGGUUUGGGUUCAGUGGUCUGUGCACAACGGCAGCGCUCGCCUGCUUUCUAUUCGCUCCGUUCAUGUAUUUCUUGAAGAAACCUCCGGGACGUCAAGAAAACCAGACAUUACUCAACGAAUCGGCCGUUAAAUACGUUAAUUACACGAAUGAAGAGUCACCCGAAGACGACACCGAUCUCAAGAGGAAUAUAUCGAAGAGUGUUAACCAUAAUUGGGUG